GACAUACGACGUCUCUCAACAUGAAGAGAAAAUACACAAUAUUUCAAUCUUACUCGCCGAUCUCUUGCAGAAUCUGAAAGCCAUCGUAUCUACCGUCGCCUUGCACAUAAAUACCACGCAAGAUGGAGGAUCAAUCAAAAUUCGCCAUACACGCUGCAGCCAGGGAGGGCAAGGUAAUGACCGUUGAAUCUCUGCUGAACGCAGACCCAAAGCUUGCCCGUUUGCAGGACGACGACGGCAGGCUACCGAUCCACUGGGCAGCAUCCUCAAACCAGCCCGAGAUCGUUUCGCUGCUGGUCCAGCAGAAAGGCUUUGACCCUGACAUUCAGGAUGAGAGUGGCUGGACGCCCCUUAUGAUCGCCGGGAGCGUGAAAGACGGCGAGAAGAUCGUCGACCUACUUCUGUCCAAGGGGGCUGAUGUGAACCAGACCAACAACAGCGGCCAGACGGUGCUCCAUUUUGUAGCGUCCAAGAACAACAUGGAUGUAGCUCGGAAACUCUUCGAGCAGAAGCCACCCGUCUCCGCGAGGGUUCGGGAUAAGCGAGGACAGUAUCCUCUGCACCGGGCUGCCGCUGUGGGAUCAGUGCCGAUGAUCAGCCUUUUGAUCAAGAACAGGAGCCCCUUGAACGCCACAGACAGCACUGGCUACACGGCUCUUCACCACGCUGUUGCGGAAGGACACGGUGACGCGGCCCUUGCGCUCCUCCAGGCCGGCGCGGACAAGGAUUUAAGGGACAUGGAGGGACAUCUGGCGCUCGAUCUCGCGCCUGAUACAGAGGUCAGAAAGUAUAUCGAGCGGAUGGCAGAGGGUGAAGGCAUCGAGCUCCAUAGAGUGCGGGCCUGACUGGAACGGGUGGUUUUGAAAUGAAGUCGGGGUAUGAUCAUUAAUAAUGUUUGCCUUUAGCUUCCUUUAGGUAUAAAAUGGCCCAUCACUUCACAGUCC
Molecule: messenger RNA, 944 nt
Organism: Phialemonium atrogriseum
Lineage: Eukaryota; Fungi; Ascomycota; Sordariomycetes; Cephalothecales; Cephalothecaceae
Product: ankyrin repeat-containing domain protein
Exons: 7
Coding region: 123-845 (240 amino acids)
Cellular component (GO): cytoplasm; nucleus
Molecular function (GO): protein binding
Source: RefSeq, a predicted model, not a curated record